This is a messenger RNA of Podarcis lilfordi (Lilford's wall lizard), 3483 nucleotides long. Lineage: Eukaryota; Metazoa; Chordata; Lepidosauria; Squamata; Lacertidae. The record is from the annotation of a GenBank genome assembly.
AUGAACCGCGUGUGGCCAGCUGGUACCAAUUGUGCUUGUUGCUUCCCUCAGGAGAGCAGUGCUUGGAGCUCCGCCUCCUCCGCGGGAAGGCAGGGCCGGGAGCGCGUCCCUCUUGCUUUCCCCGCUUACUAGCUCUACGGCGAUCCAAGGGGCGUCGGGAGGCCGCCUUUCCCGCGCCUUUGAUUGGCUGUGGCCCCACGGAGCAGGCGCGGGACAGGGAGCGGGCGGAGCUCUCUCGCGGAGCGGCGCCUGGCCGCGCGGGUCCUUGCGCCGGCCCGUCUCCUCCGCCCCCCGCGCAGCGCCGCCCGCCCGCCGUCCUCGGGGCGGGAGCGAAGGCGCGCCUCUCCGGGGAUCCCCAAGCCGGGCCUCACCGUCGCCUCGCCGGACGAGACUGGCAGGUAGGGACGCGGACGAGGCUUUCGAGCUGCAGGCGUCGCUUUCUGAGGGGCGCGCGGGCCAGACGCGGCCCGUCGUGGCGCCCCCGGCCUCCCCUUCCGGAGUCAAGGCCCGGGGCAGGAUUCCGCCGAAGGAGCGCUCUUCUCUUCAGAGCGGAGCCCGUCCCGGCUGCCUUCCUGGCAAGAAAGCCGAGUCAGGUGCUGCCGCAUAAAAGACUCGAAGUCAGAAGGGGUGGUUUGCACUGCAGCCAAGUUAACAGGCAGGAGCGUUUUGGUGGCUGGUGAUAGAAGUUACAGAUGCGUACAAAUUAUAAACGCAGUGCUGGCCUAACUUGACAGUUUCACUAUUCAAGCUCUUGCAGGAUACGUCCAUAUGUUCAAGUGACAUGGCAACCAUUUCUCUCCCGUAUGUCCAUUUGUGAACCCCUUUUCUCUCCUAAAACAAUCAUUUAAACUUGUUAAAAGAACCAAAAUAUAUUUUAUUUAUCCUUAAGCUAUGUCUGAAAGAAAUUAGAAAUGUCACAUUUUUAGAUGGGCAGCUAAGACAGGAAUGUACUCAAAUCUGUUUAGCAGUGUGUAAUUAGCACUCUAUAUCUUCCUUAAUGGUUCAAACGAUGUAACAUAUUCUGAUUUAAAAUGGAACCCCAAACCAGUAGUGUCUGAUGGGGACUGGGGCUGUGGUUGUGUUUAGCUUGGGGCGGAGAAGAUUAAGGGGGACAUGAUGAUAAUGCUUUUUAAAUAUCUGAAAAUCUGCUCUAGAAGGCAAAUCCAGAGCCAGUAGGUGGAAACUACAGGGAAGCAUAUUUUGGCUAGCAGAGCAGACAGCAGUGGGAGACAGCGGGCUCUGCUGCCCUAGAGGUUUGCCUGUGUAGUGGCAUCCUGCCCUGAGCAAAAGGGCUGUCAGACUAUGGGACUUGGACUACCAUACUUUCCAACACCAUGGUUUGCAUUCAGCAAUGUCCUGUUCAGGGUAACCCCAUGGAAAUGAAUGAACCUAAGUGGGUCAUGUCCAUGGUUCUACUCUGAGGAGGAAUAGUGUUGAGCCCCAUCCUUUGAGUCUAGUGAGAUGCUUGAAUCACUUUAUGUUUUGUGCAAACAAAUGCUUUGAUUUCCUGGGGAAAUGUCGUGCUCUGAGUUUUUUUAUGUCAAAACCUCUUUAUGCCGGGAGUGGGGGGGCAGAGGAAAAGUGGUCAGAACCACAAGUGUGACAUUUUCCUUUGUACAGUAGGGUACUCAGAUACCCCACACACUUGGACAUCCCCCAGUGUGGGGCGGGCAUGUCCAAAGCCUGUUUCCGGGGCCUAAUCUGGCCCACCUGUUGAUUUAAUCUGGCCCCCGUGGCAGUAUAUGUCCUGGGGUAAAACCCUUAAAAAACUUUGGUGUAAAAUUGUAAAAAAAUUCAACAACUGCAAUCCUAAAUAUAUAAAAAAAUAAAAAAAACACUUCUUCAGAUACACUGAAACAGAAGUCACCAGACCCUUAUAUAUAGUGGGGUGGGGUGGGGUGGGGUUUUUUUCAGGCGGGUAGUAGGAGAUGGGUGAUAGACUCAAUGGUUAUGGUAAAUCACCCAUCUCUUUGUGUGCAUGCACACAAAAGCUUAUACCAAGAACAAACUUAGUUGGUCUCUAAGGUGUUACUAGACAAUUUUAAAAUUUUUUAAAUAUAUAUUUCGACUGUGUCAGACCAAUACAGCUACCUACCUGAAUUUUCAAUCCUAAAAGCAGCUCAACAACUUUGGGGUCAACUUCAAUCCUAAAAAUAAAAAGCUCAACAAUUUUGGUCGGCCCUCAUGCGUGUUCACUUCAUCAGAUCUGGCCCUCUUUGAAAAAAGUUUGGACACCCCUGGUGUAGGGGAACAAAAAGCAUGAGCAGAAUUCAAGGCCUGGCAAAAACACGGACCCUACUUAGUACCCUCUUUGAGCAAAGGAUGUGGCUGUGAAUGGGGAGAGAAUCCUAAGGGCCAAAUAGAGAGGUCUGGAGUGCUGCAUUUGGUCUCUGCGCUUGACAUUCCUCAUCCCUGAAAUAAACCGAGGCCCAUUUUGGGCCAGCGGAUAGAGCCUGGGUUUGGGAGGCUGAGGAUGCCUCUUUGCCACAUGCAGGUGGUGACCCAGUUACCAGUCUUUUCCAGUUAGCCUCCUUUUUUGUUACAUCAUCACUUGCCUUGGUCCACAUGUUUCUAGCCUAGUGUCUGGAGCCACACAGAUGUGUUGGCUACUUGUUUCCUGAAUUUUAGUGUCUUUCAUAUGUUGCAAUUCCCAGCAGCCCUUGCAGGGAAUUACAGAGUGUACAGAACAUGCUUCAUGUGACAUUAUCUCAAAGGUUUGUGCUGCACACUGGUUUUAUCAGCUCAGCUCCUUCUGUGUGCAACAAGGUAAGAUUUUUAAAAAACAAUACUGAGAUAUGGAAACAACUUUUGUCACUCCUGGUAUUACAGAGAGUUAAAGCUUUAGGUUUGAAACAUACUUGACAGUCUACCUUUUGUUUCAUAUAAACAUGGUUGUCUCUGUUUAACUUUCAAUACCACUAAACUUGCAGGAUUUCUUGUUUUGACCUGGUUUGUAUGCUAGCAUUGUUGGGUCAUUUCAGAGAUGUCAUCUGAGCAAUGGCAACAAAGCUCGCUUUUGAUGUUUGUGCUGCUGCUUUGCAACAGUGGAAUGCCAUUUCUCAAGCCUUUUCAUGUUCUAUUCAGCACUAUUAGUAAGUCUCUAUAGCAAUGUUGUGAAGGCUGCCCGCACAGGCUUAGCUGACGUUUUUGUUCAAAAUGAAAUGGCAGCUGCAACUCUGGCAACUCCCUGUAGAUAUGAGAAGGCAAAGAGUAGUGGACGGUCUGUAUGGGAUAGUAACUCCCUCUCUGCUUUGGGAAUGGGCUGGUGGGUUAACAAGUGCAUCAGGAGAUGUGCGACUGCUACCUCUGAUUAUUUGCAGGGCUGCCUAGGAAUACAUCCCUGCAGCUGUACUACACACAUGUGUAAAUCUGUGUAACCCAGAGUUAGGCAUCUCUGUGUCUGCACCACAAUAUAGAAAUAGGUUUUCCAUAUCUGAAAAUCCAGUCUUUCUAUCCUUUCUUCUCUUCCAGGUGACUCCAUGA